GCUGGACGAUGGGACGCCGUGACGACAGCAACACUCGCGUUCACUCGUGCUUUUCGCCAGCAUUUCUGCGACCAACCGCCAGGAUCGCGACAGGCAACAACAUGACACUCAAGUUUCUGUGACGUCAUUUGUUGCCACUUUGGGACCACUUUUGAUGUAUGGGCGGGAUGGGACGCUCAACACACCAGUCGAAGACGCGCUCCGGGCACCAUAGUAGUACACUUGGUACGCUUGGUACACUGUCGACAGACCUUUGCCUUCGCUGUCUGAACGUCGCAGUAUUGUAGUAAUCACUAAUCACAGCGUGCUGCAAGAAAUCUGACACCGAGGUAAGCGUCCACGGUUCAUUUUGUACGUUCUGCUGGUAUGGCCUAGCUGCUGACGUGCGUGAAGACACCAUGAGCGACAUCUCCGACGUGCAACAGCUGGGCGACCUGCUGAAACAGGACGGCGCCGACCACAGCCUGCUGGACACGUCCAGCCGGGUGGCCCAGUUCACUUUAGCAGUCAUGGUGAAGCUAGUCAAAGAACGACCCUGGCAAGUGGCCGAGCAACUCCUCGACCUGCUGCGGCAGGAAGGCAGGGCCCUGAUGCAGGUGGACCCCACCGAGACCGCCGUGGGAAACGUGGUCCGCCGCGUGCUCAAGCUGGUUCGUGACGACUACGCGAGCAUGUGCUGCGGCCGACAGGUCGAAGGGGACAACAGCGAGUCGUUGCAGAAGCUCGUGUCGGCCAAGGGCGACUCCGUGGACGACUACAGCCGGCCCCAGCCCGAACUUAGGGAGCGGCUGCUCGAGAGCCUGGACGAACUCGAGCGCGAGCUCGCCCUGAGCCGCGAGAACAUCGCAGCCCAAGCCCUCGAGCACAUCCACUCGGGACAGGUGAUCAUGACCACGGGGCGCUCCCGGACCGUCGAAGCCUUCCUCCGCCGGGCGGCGGCCCAACGCACCUUCCAGGUCAUGGUCGCAGAGUCUGCGCCGUCCUUCUCGGGCCUGGAGCUGGCUAGGGUACUGUCUCGAGCUGGCAUCCGGGUCACCGUGGUGCCGGACUCGGCGGUCCUCGCCAUCAUGCCCCGCGUCAGCAAGGUCAUCAUCGGCACCCAUAGCGUGAUGGCCGACGGAGGGCUCAAGGCGCCUUGCGGCGCCCAUGCGCUCGCCCUGGCCGCCCGCCAAUGUGCCGUGCCGCUCAUUGUGGUCGCGCCCGCCUUCAAGCUCACGCCGCAGUACCUGUGCUCCGAGGACCAGGAGGCCUUCCAGCGGUUCGGGUCGCCCGAGCGCGUGGCACCCUUCGAGACGGCCAGCAGCGCCGUGCAGCUCGUGGCGCCGGCCUUCGACUACGUGCCUCCAGACCUGGUACCCCUGCUGGUACUAAACUCCGGCGGCAACGCGCCCUCGUACGUGUACCGGCUCCUCAGCGAGAUGUACCACCCCGACGACUUUAAGCUCGGUGCUUGAUGUUGGCCAAACAUGAGACACCAUUUGAUAACGACGCUUUAUUCUUCUUUUUCUCCACGACCCGGUUCCGUAUCCUGCGGACGACGUGGGGCCUGCCCGGUCACUUGAGGUACCUGCACGGAAAGCCCCGGUUAACAAACCCACUUUAACGCAAAAGCACUCUACCAGUAUGGCACAGUGGUGUAGCCGGGAAUUUUUUUGGGAGGGGUCGAGGUGGCUCGGACGUCCCACUUUUAGGUGCGGGGGGGGGGGGGGUCGGGUCAAAAUGCACACAUAUUUUAUGAGGUCGGCUGAAUUUUCAAGAGGGGGCCGAAACCCCAUAGACUCUCCCCCUGGCCACGCCACUGGAAUGGUGCCUGGAGCACAUCCCCGACUGGUGUUCACCGCGUGGUCGCCCCGAUUUGCACCUUUUUACGUCGCAUUGUUCUCCGCCACGGCACUGGCACAUGCGUCAGACGCCCGUUCUGCCGCGGGCCCCUUCGCAGCUCGACACUCCCUCGAAAGCUUCGGUAACACGCACAUUCUCUCCCGCUUUUUUGUGGGAACUUGUAAGACAAACCGCCAAGAUAGAUAGAUCUCGCCGGCCGUUGGGUGCACGCGUGAAGCCGCCGUAACUUUAGUUUGCAGGAGGCUCCGCGCGUGCCUUCUCACACGGUGAGGUUGUCGCGCGUACGGAGAGACAUUCCCUCGAUGCGGUGCUGGCAUAGGCAAAGUAGCUGGCGAGAUAUUGGGGCGUCCACCAGAGUGACGCUCCGACUUCUGCAACAUCUCUCGUUUUUCCUUUGGGUCAACACUUGGGACGUGCGCCAGUCGGAGACGCCUUCCAAGCAGCCUGGUGUCCCCGGAAAGGGAGCAUUUCUUUAACCAAGCUGGGACAUCCUCAGCAGUUUGCUCCUUCUCCUCAAGCUUCCCGCCUCCCUAGUCCUCCCGAAUGGUCGUCGAGAUGCAUGUGCCUUCCCGACGUGAAAGUAGCAGUAAGGCUCUUUGCCCGUGUUUAACGAUUACUUCAGACCAAGCCCCGUACUGUUGUUCUACGAUCUGGACGGGUGGACGGUAGUAGCUAUACCCUUUGUAAUGGGUGCAGCUUGGGCCACCUAGCCUAACAUAUUGUAAUCUUUUCUCUUUUAAAAUUUGUAUAAAUUUUGUUUUACUCCUCCCCCCCCCCCCCCCCCCCCCUCUUUUUAAAGGGAAACUGAAGCGGUUCUCUAUUUGAGAAAAAACAUUUCAAUGGCCUUCAUUCUACCUCCAGGAUCAGGAAUAUCAAGAUUAUUUUUCAAUUUGGUGCACGGAGGCUUCAGAAAUUAAUUUUUAAAGUACCGCCGAAGCCCCUCCUUCCCGGGGCGUGACGUCACACUAGGAGCGUUCGGAAUAUCUGCUCUCGCGCAUCUUCAGCGCCUGUCAAAGCUAUGCACGCGCACUCUUGCUAUUUUCAGAAAGGUCAGAAAGAGACGUCACGACUGGUGUCAGUGCGGGGAAAUAUACCUGGCAAGCUUGCCGUUGCACGCGCUGAACACACGAGCGACACGCGCUUGGCGGCCCGAAGAUCCUAGUAUGACGUCACGACUGGUCGAAUGUUUUUCGCUUUUUCUCGCUUUUAGUUGCAUCUUCAGGGAAAACAAAAGUGAUAUUCAGAUCCACGGGAUAAAAAUACGCCAGAAUUCACCUCUAACUUGUUUUUUUCAAGAAGUGUUUCAGCUUCCCUUUAAAGUGUUACUAUUGCUUAUUUUUAUCUGCAUUUUUACCCCUCCCUAGAUUUUUUCCACCCAUCUUCCAAUCUCCUACCGCAAUUCUUUCCCUAUCCAUUCGUCCAUCCAUGUCUGCGAAUCCCAGUGCCCCUUCCAGAUCCAUAGUCAUCCCCACGUCCAAGAGGGUGGGACGACGCCCCGUGCACCUCAAAAUUGCAUGUUUUCUAUUUCCUGGAAUUUAGCCCUAUAUGUUUUCGUUCUUAGCACCCUGGUUCUAGCUUCAAACAGCCUCCAACGAGCUCUCCACUGAAUUAUCAUACAAAUGUUCCUUCUUUAUUUCUUGUUUUUGUGCCCUGUAUAUUGUUAAGGCUGAUUUCCCCUGCAUUCUCUCUUCCCACAAUUUCCUCACCGUUUCCUUUACUCGCUUCUCUACUUAUACGCUCUGAUCUUCCCCAUCUCGUUGAAUAUAUUUAGAUCUCGGCUCGCGGGUUCGGCUUUUCCACUUAGUAGUAUUUAGACUUUUCACAUAUAGAUGUACACUUUCGCUGCCCACCGUAUAUCCUCAAUUUCAGCUAGUCUUUGUUCAAAGUUUACUGAUCACUUCUCUACUCUCGAAAGAUACCCAACCCAUAUCCCCCUGUACUCCCUCAUUUGGUGUCUUCUCAUGUGCCCCCAACGCCAACCUGCCCACACUCCUUUGCUGUAUCUCUAAACUUGCCUAGAUUUAUGACCUGAUGCACAAUACAGCAUUCCUAAAUGACAGUCCUGGCACCAUGACUCCCUUCCAUACACCCCUAACGACUUCAUACCUAUUAUAGAUUGAAGCCCUGUGUUUCAUAACAGCUGAAUCUCGUUUCCCCUUCUUUAUUAGAAAAUCUUCAUGUUCUUUUAGACACUUUCUUCCCUCACUUAGCCAUACUCCCAGACUUUGUAUGUUUCUAUGUGUUCUAUCACCAUGUCCCGUAUCUCCAGGGGUUCCCCCUUCUCGUCAUUGAAAAUUAUUAUACCCGAUUAGCCCCUAUUGAAUUUUAGGCCUUAACUGUCCCCUUCCCUGCUGCAAAUCCUAAUCAGCUCCUGCAUUGUCUCACGACUUUCUGAUACAAGUACAAUGUCGUCUGCAUACAUUAAACCUGGCAAUACUUGGUUUACUUUAUGUCCUUCCUCCAUGUAAUCCAGGUGAAAACCUAGGUUGUACUGUUCUAAGCUUUUUUCAAUCCCACUGAUGUUUAUCAUAAAGAGCAGGGGAGACAAUGGGCAACCCUGUCUAACUCCUCUUUUUAUUGCUGCCGGUCUUGUAGUUUCGGCUUCCCAUGUUAUAACCAUGUAUUCUCCAUAUAAACUCGUUUAGAAACUUAACCAACCAUGGUUCCCCCUAGCGCAUAUCCCUUCAUUUGGUCCCAGAGUUUUUCCUGAUCCGUUGUUAUAUGCCCCUUUGAUGUCCAAAAUGCUACCCAUAAUGGCCCUUGACUUGUCAUUGCUAUCUCUAUGCACUGAGUGAUUACGAAUAAGUUAUCAUCUAGUCGUCUACCCGUUCUGAAACCGUUUUGAAGCUCCCCCAGAAUCUAAUCAUCCAGUUGAUGGCCAUUUUGUUAGGUGCCAGUGCAUCCCCUAUAGAUCGUCAUAGCUGCAAAGAGGACUUCUGAAGAGUGCCAGGAGUGACUGGUCCAGAUACGUCCAUUAUAUUUAGGGUUCCGCGUUUUCGGUUUCUAUUGUUCCGAAAUUCGGCAUACUUUUUUCGGUGUUUAUUAUAAAAUUCAAUUUUCGGUUUCUUUCGGCGUAUAUUCAUGCCCACAAAAGUUAAUCGUCUUUUUUCGGUUAAUAUAAAAUAAACACCAACGGACACCGGAGCAGAUGAUCCUUGCACAUCCGCCGAAAGAGACACGGUGCGACGUUUUGAAGCACAACACAAGAUGCAGAGCUUGCAUCAAGUUAGUCUUCCUUGCAACGAGUUUGAAAACACGCUCGUACAUGGCAAAGUCAUGGCGCAUUUCGGACUUCAGGUUCCGAUCGAUGAUGCGCACAAUAAACCAAAACGUCGUGAUGGCACCCGUGUAUCCAAUACGUUCGAACACGUUUCGAUAGACACUGUCGUUCCACUUUUUCGCCACGGCUCUGCGGUACUACUGGAAGGUCAAAGUGACCUUUUCCUGUUAAAACUGAAUUUAAAAAAAAAUGGAUUCGACGAAAUUUUAUCUGUUUUUAUCGGUUUAAAUAAAAAUGCCAAACCUAAAAACUGACCUUUUUCGGUUAAAACCGAAUUUCCAAAAAUGGAUUCGGCGUACUUUUAUCGGUUUAAACCGAAAACUCCGAACCCUAACUAUAUUGUUGAAAGCUCGUGUACUAUAUGUAUUCAAAGUUGGCCAAAUAGCAGACCAUUUUUUCUGCUAAACUGAGAUGUCGGCGGCCUCUGGCAUGACAUUAGACCCUGCCGCUUCCUCACACAGACCACACCGCAGGUUUGACUUUAAAUGGGGUUAGACAGGAACACUGGGCAGCACUCCAAUUGGCAUUGUUCGGCAUCCUCUUCUUCUUGCGCAGAUCGUUUUCCUUUUUGCCUGCCCCUACCCCCACUUUGUGACUUGCUGUCCGCCCCCACUGCGUCGACUUCGUGAUGACGCGGCCCGCCGCAGCAAAAGGUUUCCGACUCCCGUUUUAGGGUAUUGCCCGGGAAACACAUAUACUGUUUUGUGCACUGCAAGAAUAAACGGUGCAUUGCAGAAGAAAUUCCGGACCCCCAGAAUGUUGCACUAAGGGUUUGAAUAAGAUAUGAAAGUUUUGUGACUACACAUUACUAUUAGAAUCAAAAGUUAUAAGCAAGUUUUGGAAACCGUCAAUAAAAAAAUGUUGGGUGGGGCCCACAA
This is a messenger RNA of Ixodes scapularis (black-legged tick), 6000 nucleotides long. Its product is annotated as translation initiation factor eIF-2B subunit beta-like. Lineage: Eukaryota; Metazoa; Arthropoda; Arachnida; Ixodida; Ixodidae. Gene Ontology annotation, biological process: translational initiation. Gene Ontology annotation, cellular component: eukaryotic translation initiation factor 2B complex. Bases 399 to 1454 code for a protein of 351 amino acids. Gene Ontology annotation, molecular function: translation initiation factor activity; guanyl-nucleotide exchange factor activity. The transcript has a single exon. The record is from RefSeq and is a predicted model, not a curated record.